AUGGGUAUCAUCUCGAUCCUUCUGCCUUCAUUGGCAGCGUUCCUUCUCUUUCAAUGGGCCAUCAGCGCCUGGCGGGCCUACAAUUCCCCGCUCUCCGCUCUACCAGGACCUUGGUAUGCGCCUUUCACCAACAUCCACCUACAGAUUGGCUUUGCCCGAGGCACAGUCUGGAGGCAAGUCGAAGCUGCACACGCAAAGUACGGCGGCAUGAUGAGGUUGGGACCUCGUCAGAUCUGGGUCUCCGACAAAGUGGCUCUGAAGCAGAUCAUCUCGCAAAUCGAUCUCAACAAGGUGAUGAUGUACGCCGAGAUGAGCAGGGACAAGAACAGCGCUGUGCAGAAUAUACGACCUGAUCCAAGCACUCAUCAAUUGACAUACGACAGCAUCGGAGAAUGCGCAUUCGGUCGAGGCUUUGGAUCUGUUGCUCCAGACACCGAGCCCGAGCCUGGUUUCAGCAAGGAACAGUGGCAGAAGAUCCCAGAUAACAUCGCCAAGGGUUUGAGCAUGAGAUAUGCGAUUGUAUUUCUCAAGCGAUCCCUGCGCAAGCUUGGUAUUCACAUGGAGUUCGACUGGCCGGCAGAGAUGGUGGCGGUAACAGGCCGCCAGGACUUGGUGCAGCAUCUGAUCGACAAUGGAGUCCGACCAGACAACGGCCAAAAGAUGAGCGCCCGCGACAUUUUGGAUCAACUGUCCGAGUUGAUGCUGGCGGGUGCGGAGACGACUUCCGCAACCAUGUGCUACUUCAUGAUGGAGCUGGCUCGCAAUCCCGAUGUCCGCAAGAAACUGUUCAAGGACUUGCCCGCUCUCGGCUUGGACGACCCGUUGAUCACUGGCGUGGAAGUUCGACAGGAUCCCCGAUUUGCAUAUCUGACGGCUUGCAUGCAAGAAAACCUCCGAAUGCAUCCUAUCGCUUCCGAGUUUGGUCGCCGCACAACAGACAAGCCCGUCGUCUUGAAUGGCUUCGAGGUACCUCCAUACACGGUGGUGUCGGCUUCCUACAGAGCGUUGCACUAUAACGAGGAGUACUGGCCUCAACCUCACCGCUUCUGGCCCGAGCGUUUCUUGCCCAUCGAUCACCCCUUGAAAGGAGACGCUCCAAACGCAGAUACUUCCGCAUACUACCCCUUCUCAAGCGGCAAGCAUUCCUGCGUCGGCAUGAACUUUGCAUGGCAUGAGAUGAGAGUCGUGCUCGCGAAUUACUGUGCUCGCUUUGAUAUCACGGAGGAGCCAGGUCAGAAGGAAGAUAUUCGGCAGUAUAUUACCAUGCAGUUCCAUGACGGGAAUUGGAAUGCGAGGCUUUAUCCGAGGUUGUAG
This is a messenger RNA of Zymoseptoria tritici IPO323, 1314 nucleotides long. It is a transcript of the gene CYP-3, whose product is annotated as putative P450 monooxygenase. The record is from RefSeq and is a predicted model, not a curated record. Gene Ontology annotation, molecular function: iron ion binding; oxidoreductase activity, acting on paired donors, with incorporation or reduction of molecular oxygen; heme binding. The transcript has 8 exons. The coding region runs from base 1 to 1314 and encodes 437 amino acids. NCBI's taxonomy places the organism in Eukaryota, Fungi, Ascomycota, Dothideomycetes, Mycosphaerellales, Mycosphaerellaceae.